GAUCCUAAUGAGCCAAGGUUACUCUUGCGGGAACAGUUAAGUUUAACUAGAUCAAAUUCAGAUUCUGGAUUAGAGAUUUGCAAAAUGCUCAGUCUAAGCCCCGAAGAAAUUCUUCGCUACCGCGGCAACUCGCUGCCAAAACUUUUGGUCAGUGACGACUCUGAUUCAGGCUCUGAUUUUUUAGUUAUUAACUCGUCGGAUGAGGAGCAGGUCAUGACAGACAGCUCAGAUAAUGAACAGGAU
Lymnaea stagnalis (great pond snail) is the source of this 243-nucleotide messenger RNA. NCBI's taxonomy places the organism in Eukaryota, Metazoa, Mollusca, Gastropoda, Lymnaeidae. The record is from the annotation of a GenBank genome assembly.